This is a messenger RNA of Daktulosphaira vitifoliae (grape phylloxera), 10227 nucleotides long. It is a transcript of the gene Vps13, whose product is annotated as intermembrane lipid transfer protein Vps13. The record is from RefSeq and is a predicted model, not a curated record. The transcript has 60 exons. NCBI's taxonomy places the organism in Eukaryota, Metazoa, Arthropoda, Insecta, Hemiptera, Phylloxeridae. Bases 163 to 9924 code for a protein of 3253 amino acids. Gene Ontology annotation, cellular component: extrinsic component of membrane. Gene Ontology annotation, biological process: protein retention in Golgi apparatus; protein targeting to vacuole.
UUAUUAAUAUAUAGUUCACACAAAUAUAUUUUUAACUAAAAAGAUAUACUCUAACUUAUUUAAAAAUUAUUUAUUUACUAAAUGUGCUUGACUUUUAUCAAUGUGUUUAUGAAUUUUAAUUCAUUUACUUAAUUUAAUAUAACUUCAAUAAAUGUAUUAAAAAUGGUUUUUGAAUCUUUAGUAGCAGACGUUCUUAAUAGAUUUAUUGGAGAGUAUGUUGAAAACUUGGACAGUUCUCAAUUAAAUAUUGGAAUAUGGGGUGGAGAUGUUAUAUUACGAGAUUUAAAACUCAAGGAAACUUGUUUAGAUAACUUAGAUUUACCAGUAAGAACAAUUUAUGGACAUUUGGGUAAAUUGGUUUUAAAGAUUCCAUGGAAAAAUUUGUAUAGUGGCGCUGUUGAGGCGUCAAUUGAUAGUCUUUUUUUACUAGUCGUUCCAACACAAGAUAUACAUUAUGAUGCUGAAAAAGAAGAAAAAAAUAAACAAAUAGCAAAACAAAAUGAAAUUUUGAGAGUGGAAAAUGCAAAAUUAUUAGAUCAACAAAAAAGUAAGUUAGAACAAGACAAGACUAAGGAUUCAUUUGUUGAAAAACUUGCAACACAAAUUAUUAGAAAUGUACAAGUUAAUAUUAAAUCAAUUCAUAUAAGGUAUGAAGAUAGAGUAACAUUUCCCAAUAAUCCGUUUUCAUUUGGGUGUACACUCUAUGAUUUGACUUCUCAUUCAACUGACUCAAAUUGGAAUAGAUUUAUUGAUAAAGGUCAGGACCCACUAGCAAUGAUAUAUAAGAUUAUCUCAAUGGAAGGAUAUGCAUUGUAUUGGAAUACCAAUGGACAUUUAUUUACAGAUUACCCAAGAGAAACGUUCAUAAACUCCUUCAUAAAUGGUAUACCUAACAAAGAUAUUCUUCCUGAUGGCUAUGAAUAUUUAUUAGGUCCUAUAAAUGCUAAUGCUAAAAUGAAAAUGAAUCCUAAACCAGAAUUAGAUGGUAGUGAUUUUACAAUACCAAAAUAUGCAAUAAGCAUUGACAUGGAAAGUUUAAAUUUAAAAAUAAGCAAAACUCAGUAUCAAGAUUUAAUUAUGGCAGCUGAAUCAUUAGAUCGUUUAACUAAAGCAAUACCAUAUAGAAAAUAUAGACCUCUUUUGAAAGAAUAUAAAGGACACUACAAAGAAUGGUGGAAAUUUGCCUAUAAUUGUAUUUUAGAAGAGGAUAUAAGAAGAGUGCGUAGAAAUUGGGACUGGAACCAUAUAUAUACUCAUAGAAAAGCUGUAAGAGAUUAUGCUAUUUAUUAUAAACAAAAAUUGGAGGCAAAAAAAACACCUACUAUGACAUUAAAAGCAAUUGAAGAGUUAGAAAAUAAAUUGGAUGUUAUGAAUAUAAUUUUAACAAGACAACGUGUAGAAAAUGAGGUUGAAAGGGAAGGCAAAAUUCAAGAAGAAAUGAAAAAAUGUGAAUCAGAACGGGGUUGGUUUAGUUUUUGGAGAGGAAAGAGUGCUGAUGUCGAAGAAAAAGAAAAAGAUAUUAUCAGACAGUUUGAAGAAGCUAUGAAUACAACUGAAAAGGAAAAAUUGUACAAGGCAAUAGGUUAUCAAGAAAGUUCAAUUGCUACAAAUUAUCCAGAAACUUUUGUUGAUACAAAAUUCAAAUUUUGUUUGCACACAUUAGAAAUAUCAGUGUUUGAUGAAGAGUUUUCUUCUGUACAAAAAGUAUUAACAGUUUAUUUUAAGGGAUUUGUGUUGAAUUUUCAAAGAAGAAUGGCAGCAAACGCUUUGAAAGUGGAAGCCUCGGGUGAAACAUUGUCUAUUUUUGGCCUCCCUCAAUCAAAUAAGGUUCCUAAAAUUGUUACAUCCAAGACUUUUGAUCAAUAUAAAAGUGCUCAAGAUUUAUUAUCUUUUCAAGAUGGAGAUUAUUUUGAUAACCAGUUGUAUUUAUUUAGUUUCUUGUUUGAAACAAAUCCUCUAAAUAAAUCUUAUGACAGUAGAGUUCAGUUAUCUUUUAAACCAUUAAAACUGGUUUAUGAUGCACAAACUAUAAUUAAGAUUAUAAAUAUUUUCAGCACACAGCAAUCUACAGUUAAAACUCAAUUACAAGAAGUUGCUGGAUCCAAGUUUGCUGAAUUUAAAGAAAAAUCAGCAAUAGGUAUGCAACAUAUUAUUGAUGAACGUAAAAGGCUCGAAUUAAAAAUCGAUUUGAUGGCAUCCUAUGUUAUUAUACCUCAUGGAGGAUUUUAUAACAAGAACCAGUCUAUGUUAGUUUUUAAUUUAGGAAGUUUAAAAAUAAAAUCUAAGCCACAAAUAAUUGAUGAUGUGAGUAUUCAAUCAUUGCAUAAAAAAGGUGCCUCUCAAACUGAAGUUUUACAAGAAAUUGUUAACCGUAGUUAUGACCGUUUUUAUAUUGAGUUUGAAAAUGCACAAAUUUUGAUUGCUAAUAAAGGUGAAAAAUGGAAGAAUGCCUUCAAUGAGUCACAUCAGAAUGACCUAUAUAUCCUAAAGCCAACAAAUUUACUUAUAGAAGUUGAAAAGUGCUUAAUUACUGAUGAUCCACGGUUACCAUUGCUCAAAGUGACUGGUGAACUUCCAGCCAUAGAUAUUAAAGUUGCAGAGAAUCGUGUAUUGGAUGCUUUAUCAGUUUUUUUGAGUAUUCCAUUACCUCAAGCAAGCAAGGAAAAUGAUGAUGAUUCUCAUGAUAUAGAUAUUCUUGGAUCAGCUAUGUCAUUACGUCAAAAAAUUGAUUCUUUCAAUGUAACUAAAAAUUUAAUGAACCAAAGAAAAGAAGCAGAAAAAGCUUCUGAUUUCAGUGUACAAUUUACAUCACUAGAUGUAAAAUUAGUUCUAAAACGUUUAUCAAUUAAAGUUUUAUCAUGUGAUGGAAAAGGUUCAUGGUUAAAUCCUCUAUUAGAUUUUAAUUUACUUACGUUGGAACUUUCAUUAACUCAACAAACAUUCAAUACAAAUAUUGCUUUAAAACUAGGUAGAUUAUUUCUUGCUCAGUAUCACAAAGAUAUUAUUAUUCCUUUAGUUGACACACCAAGUGAUGAUGAAAAUGAUGAAAAUCAAUAUCUUUUACUUUUGAAGUACACUUUGGCAGAAAAGAAUACAACUGAAUUUCAUUCAACUUAUGAUAGCGUAUUACAAAAACUCGAGUUGAACUUUACUAAAAUAUUAGCUACAGCUAAUAGAGAAGCAAUGCUAUAUCUUAUUGAUUGGUUAUCAAAUGUCGGUAUUAAUAUAACGAGUAUGAAAAAAAAAUAUAACUAUCCUAGUGAACCAAAAACUGUUAAAAAUAUUCAAAAAAAAGACAAAUUAAAAAAAAUGCCACUAGUUUCAACUGCUUUAUCGACUAUUUUAGAAGAAUCAGCUUCUAGUAAAAUUCAACAAAUGAAUAGAAAAACAGUUACUGAUAAUGAUGUAAAAGAUUUUAAAUUAGACUCAAAAAUUGGUGAAAUUCAACUUAUAAUUACAACUGAAUCAGAAGAUUUAGCUCAUAUGUUCAUUACAAAGCUUGAAUCAUCUGUUGUAAUGAAGAAAUCCUAUAUUCAAAUGGAUGCAAAAUUACAAAGUAUAAGUGUUGCAGAUCCAUCUUCUGAUACAGUUUAUAAACAUAUAAUCCGUGUUGCUGAAGAUGAUGAUGCUCUUAAAUUGCAAAUAAUUAUGUACAAUGAACAAUAUCUAGUGGAUUAUAAUUCACCAGAAAUCUACUUGUCUGUUUCUUCUGGAUGUAUAAAAUGUGUUUUUCUUAAUUGUUUUGUAAAAAAAUUAUUGGAUUUUAUCAAUCAUUUUCAAGCUGGAAAAGCUGCUGUAUAUGAAGCAAGUGCUGCAGCUGUCGCUACAGCUAAAAUGAAUGUUCAGUCUGCUACUCGUGUAGCACUUAAUAUUAACUUAAAGGCUCCAGUUUUCAUUGUACCUCAAAAUUCAAAAGUUUUGGAAGGUUUAUGUUUUGAUUUUGGAUAUUUAUCCAUAACAAACUCAUUUAAUAUUAUUCACAAAGGAUCUGAUCACAUACCAGCUGUACUAGACAAAUUAAAUUUAAAUUUACAAGAUUUAAAAGUUUCUAGAGUAAAAUUGAUGGAUAAUUUACAAUAUUUUGCGUUUGAUUGUGUUUUAUUACAACCAAUUAGUUUUUCUCUAAUUGUUGAAAGAAAUCUUUCAUCUGGUUGGUAUGUAGAUCAUCCAGAUUUUGAUGUUGUGGCCAUAUUUGAUUCAAUUAAAGUGACAGUUAGCCAUAAUGAUUAUAUUGUAAUUUUAAAUGUAUUGAAUGAUAAUUUAAAUGAAGGAAAAGAAGAUUCUGAUUUUUUAAAUAAUCAGCCAAGUUUGAAUACCUCUCAAUUGAAUCCCAAUGAAACCAAAGUUACUGUAGAUAUAGAAAAAAAACCUUAUACUCAAGAAAUCAGAACUUUGGCUAAGUUUGAUUUUGCUGUAAAAAAUAUUAUUUUAGAACUAUUUAAAGGUGGACCUGAUGAGAAUGGUUAUCAAGUUAAAGAAAAUAGUUUGGGUCAAUUUAUAUUUUCAUCAUUGACAGUUAGUGGUUCAAUGCUAACAGACUUAACAUUAGGAUUGUCAUUAUAUUUGUUGGAUGUCAUAUUAGAUGAUACUCGGUUGAAUUAUAGUUGUGGAAAUAAAGUAGUACGAUACAUGGAAAGAAAGAAAAAUGUUAUUGAAAAAGAAUCUACUCAAAAUACUAUUGAUAUAAAACUUAAACAGACUCUUACUGGUUUAGAUGUUCAACUAAAAAUAUUUAGUUUUAAUUUGAUAUUAAACAUGGAAUAUGUGGAGUAUCUUUUAAAUUUCUUUGUAUUGCCAUUACAAGCUCAGGAUAUAGAUAUAAACGAUAAAGUAAAGUCUACAAAACAAAAUUUAGUUAUUAAAAACAGCAAUUCUGAAAUACGUAAUAAUAAUAAGACACUCAUGGUAAAAGUGCAAUUAGAAAAACCUGAUAUUAUACUAGUGGAAAGUUUGAAUGAUAUUAAUACAAAUGCCAUUAUUUUAAAUACUGAAGCUAAAUUGAAAUUGCAAAUGUCUUCUCCAACACGUCAAACAGUCAAUGGGGAAAUAAAAGAUUUACAAAUUUACUCCUGUUGUUACAACCCUUUAAAGAGAAAAGAAACAAUGAAUUUGAUUCUACGUCCAGUUACUAUAAAUGUUAAUGGCUCAACUCCUGAUGAUACUUGUCUUAAUAUUGACAUCAAUAUGACACCUUUAAUUAUUUCAGUAACUCCAGCUAAUAUUGAAAUGCUAAACCGAAUUAAUAAAUCAUUUAUGAAAAGUAAAGAAAAUGAAUGUGUUGAAGAAAAAUAUGAUGAAGAAAAAUAUGUAGAUUUAUGGAAUAAGACACCAUUUAAUGAAAAUGAAUUUUGGUUUUUAAAAAAAGAUGUUGGAUUAGAAACAUGUUCUUCAGAAAAUGAUAAAAAAUGUUCUAUAGUAAAUAAAAGUGAAAUGUGCUUGUUAUCUAUUCCAUCUAUUGUAUUUACAAUUGAGGCUGGAAUAGGCAAUAAAACCAUGCCAAUGUUGUUAACUGAAUGUUCAUUUAAUGGUUCUAUUAUAAAUUGGAGUUCAAGACUAAAUGUUGCUGGAGAAUUAACUAUGCAAAUGAAUUAUUAUAACAGUAGAUUAGCACUCUGGGAACCAUUCAUUGAACCUGUUGAAGUACCUACUGUAAUAGGUGCAAAAUAUCAACCGUGGCUACUAGAAUUAAAGCUAGAAACACACGAUCCUAAUAAAGUACCUCAAGAUCAAGAUGAAAUAUUUCAAAGGAAACCAGCAAUGAAAAUAUCAUUAAUUUCUUAUGAAACAAUUGAAAUGACCAUGACUAAAACCGCCUUAGAAGUUUUAACAAGUUUAGGAAAAGCAUUUAAUGAAGCAAUAACAGCUGAGACACCACUUUCAAAACAAAUUGAAGCUGCUCCAUAUGUUGUACAAAAUAAUCUAGGGUUUGAUAUUACCGUAUUAAUUUCAAAUACUCCCUUCAAAUUGUGUAAUAAUGAGAAUAAUGAAACGAUUAAUGAUAUAAUUCUUAGAGAUAGAGAGAAUCUCAAUAUUUGUCUGAAGGAAGAUGAGCCAGUUUCAGUUCAUUUACGUCAAAACAAACCUGUUGAAAGAUCUUUAAAAAUUAAGAUACUGGAGAACAGUAAUACUACAGAAUUAUGUGUACCAUUAAUAAAAGCUGAUAAGAGAUAUUUUAAUAUGAAACAUAAUUUACAUUCUGUACAAGAACCGUGGGGAUUAGUAACUGACACCCAAGUUGUAAAUGGAAGCAUGGUUGUCACAUUAAGGAGUAUCGUACAAAUUCAUAAUCAUUUUAACGAAAACAUUUUUCUUUAUUAUAAAAAACAAGGUAAAUUAAAAAUGAUAGGAAAAGCAAAACCAGGAAAACCAUAUAACUUGCCAGUACAAGCAAUUUAUACACAAACAAAAGAAUUAUUCUUUUGUUCAGAAAAAUAUCAAAUAUGUAUUAAGCCAUUUAUUUGGAAAGACAUUCAACCUGUGAUUAACUUGCGAGCUUUAUUACAGUGUCCACCAAAUCAAGUAGAAGAUAAAGAUCCUUUUUUUAUACAAGUUUUAGGAAGCAUGGAACAUAUUUAUUUUGAACAUACUGAUCGUUAUUUAAUGUCCAGUUAUUGUUAUAAUAUUCAGUUGUAUCCCACUGUCAUAUUAGUAAAUGCUUUGCCAGUAAAUUUAGAUUGUUUAAUGCAAGGCGAUUCUGAAAUUAAAACAUUGACUCCAGGAGAAAAAAUGAAUCUACCAAUAGUUGAGAUUGGAUAUUCAUGUUUAACAUUACAAAUAAAAUAUUUAAAUAAAUAUUGGGAUUGCAAAUGUAUGGUGGAAGAACACCCAGAUGAAUUUUCUAUUUGGUCAUUUAAAAAUAGCGAAGAAAAAACUGAAACAAAUGCUAAUGUAAUUAAUUUUGGUGUACGUACAGAAUUCCAUGAAGGUGGUACUCAUAUCAAAACACUUUAUUGUCCUUUUUGGAUGGUAAACAAAACUGAGCAAAUUCUUACUUACAAGGCUGCUGAUGAUGAUAAUAACACAUUACGUCAUAUAUCUGAUCCUUCAGAACCACUAAUGUGGUCAUUUAGUAAAAAAAUGUUUUAUGCUAACAAAAGAGCGUAUGUUAAAAUAGAUUCUGGUUUAUGGUCUGAUAGAUUUUCUUUAGAUGUCGCUGGUAGCUCUGGAUCAAUUUUGUGUAAAACAAAUGAAACUCUAUAUCAAAUUGGAGUUAAUAUUCAACUGACUAAUAAUUCAUUAUCAAAACAAGUAAUACUUACUCCUUUUUAUAUUAUUUAUAAUCAAUGUCCAUUUUCUAUUGAUGUUCAAGAAGCUGACAAAGUUGCUAAAAAUUGGAUAGAAAUAGGUUCAAACAACUGCACUCCAUUUUGGCCCCAAAAUAUUACUGACAAUCAUAAGUUAGCAGAUAAAGUAUUUGUUGUUCGAGUUACAGGUACACUUGAUACAUCUACACCAUUGCCAUUUUACAAGUCACGAUGUGAUUUAAUACGACUUAGAAAUAAAUUUAGUGCUAUACAAGUUGAUACACAUAUAACAGAAAGUGGUGCAUACAUAACACUAAAUCCAUAUGUAGAAGGAAUAGCACCUGCUCUUAUAAUUAAUCACACUAGUAAUUAUCUUAAAUUUAUUGAACAUGAUCUAUCAGAAUAUUUGGAUGAAAUAAAAAUAUUACCUCCUAAACAUAAAAUGUUUUUUACGUGGUCAACUCCCACUGAUAAUCCUAUUAUUUUUUGGAAUAUGAUGCAGUGUCAAGCGGAUUUAAGAAAAGAUGGUGUUGGAGUGUUCAGUCUUGAUAAUGGUAUUAAAAUAUAUUGGGUGUCAUUUUUGGAUGGUUUACAACGAAUCCUUAUGUUCACUGUUGAUGCUCUUAUUGCUGAAGAUUGUCAAGCUUCAAGUAAAUUGGAAUUCAUUAAUCAAGAAAUAUUAGUUUCAAUUCAUUCUUUAGGCUUGUCAUUGGUGAAUAAUGACAUAAGCACUGAAAUAAUGUACUUAAGAAUUGGAAGUUCUGGAAUAAUAUGGGAAAGUAAAAAAUUAAGUGGAUCACGUUAUAAACCUAUGGAACAAUAUGAAUGUGAAUUAAUUGAGAAUGCUUACAUACGUUAUAAUAGAAAGUUGGCUGUUGGUGAUAAUGAACCAAUUGUUUCUAUUAAAGAAUUAAACAUUGAAGUUAAUUUUGAAGAUAAUAUUAUUAUAAAACCAUCAAAAAAAGAUAUUAGAAGAAUUUACAAUACUGGAUUUUGGCUUAAUUUGCAGUCUUCAGAUUAUACAUCUCAAAUACAUGCAAAGAUAAAUAAUUUACAAAUUGAUAGUCAGUUAGAUGAUUGUAUAUUUCCUGUUGUGUUUGCUCCUGUUCCUCCCCCUAAAACAAUAGCGCAAACAGAACGGAAACCGUUUGUGGAGCUUAGUAUAGUAGAACGUUUGAAUAAAUAUAGUUCUGUUAAACAAUACAAAUACUAUAAAAUGUUGAUCCAGGAAUUUCAUAUUAAAUUGGACAUAGGUUUCAUUAAUGCUCUUAUUAAAAUGACUGAAAAGUAUGAAGUUACUGAAGAAGAAAGGUUAAAAGUUUUUAAUGAAGAUCUAUGUUAUGCAAGUAAACCAUUGGAAUCACAAAUUAUUAAUUUAUCUUUACAAGAACAAAAGAACUAUUAUGAUAUGCUCCAUUUCUCCCCACUUAAAAUUCAUGUCACAUUUUCCCUUAGUGGAGAUGAAUUAGAAAAUAUUCCACCAAUUAUUAGUAUUAUUUUGCAAAGUGUUGGUGUAACUAUUACUAGUGUUCAAGAUGUUGUAUUAAAGUUGGCAUUUUUUGAACGACAGUAUGUCUUAUUAAACCAACGUCAGUUGAUUAUGGAAGCUCAACAUCAUUAUGUUAGUCAACUUAUUAAACAGUUAUAUGUACUUGUUCUGGGUUUAGAUGUAUUAGGAAAUCCAUUUGGUCUUGUAUCAGGUUUUAAGCAAGGAGUUGAAGAUCUGUUUUAUGAGCCCUUCCAAGGUGCUAUUCAGGGUCCAGAAGAAUUUGCAGAAGGUUUAGUGUUAGGUGUUAAAAGUUUGUUUGGUCAUACAGUUGGAGGUGCUGCCGGAGCAGUUGGUAGAAUAACAGGUGCUAUGGGUAAAGGCAUAGCAGCACUAACAUUUGAUAAAGAUUAUCAAAAAAAACGCCAAGAAAUUAUGAAUGAGCAACCAAAAAAUUUCCCUGCUGGGCUAGCACAGGGUGGCCGAGGACUUGUUUUGGGUGUUGUAGAAGGAGUGGAAGGUGUUUUUGAAAAGCCUAUAAGUGGGGCUCGUAGUGAUGGAGUUAAAGGAUUUUUUAAAGGAAUGAGCAAAGGGAUGGUAGGUCUUGUAGCUAGACCUUUAUCUGGAGCAUUAGAUUUUACCAGUGGGACUUUAAAUACUAUUAAAAGGGUAACUGAUACAACAUCAGAAGUGCAAAGAGUACGUUUGCCUAGGCAUUUUAAAGAAGAUAAACAAGUGAGACCUUAUUGUAAACGAGAAGCUGAAGGAUACAAACUAUUAAAGACAGUUGAAGAAGGAAAUUAUAAAUUAACAGACAACUACAUUUACCAUUUAAGAAUGGGAGUCUCUAAUAAAGAAAUAUUUGUAUUAACAUCUCAAAGAAUUAUGUAUAUUGUUCGAAGCUACUGGACUGGUUCAUACAAAAUUCAAUGGGAGUAUGUUUGGCCAGCAAUGAUAAGUUCCCCAAAAAUAAAACCACGUGGAAUACUUAUACAUGCAAAAGAUAGUAAUUCCAAUAAGUGUUUUUGGUGGUGUUUCAAAAAAAGGGAAUCAAAAACUAAAUUGAUUACGGUUACAAACCCUGAAAUUUGUAUUUGGUUAACCGAAAGAAUGUGUGAAUUAAUGAAGGAUUAUAAUCCAGACGUGAAAUCUCUAAACUCAUCUAAAACAUCUCUUUUAGAUGAUUUUAAUUAAAAAAAAUUAUUAAAAUUAAGAUUAAUACAUAACCAUAAAAUAGUUUUGAUUACAAUAAUAAUUUUCAUUAGAAAUUGUUUUUAAUAAACAUGUAUGCAAAUGAUGGUAGCUUAUAAUAAGAUUUACUUAUGCCAAAAUUUGGAGUAUAUUAAUUUUAUUUUUUUAGAAUUAAUGCAUGUUUUAUAAUUUAUUACAUAAUAUGAGCUAAGGUGAAAAAAACUAAACGAUUUUAGUUUUACCUAAUUUGUUAAAACUUUUAAAUUAAAUUUUAGCACAUUUGUUAUUAAUAGCUUGAAUUUUUAU